AUGGAGCACGAACCUGAACAAGCCGUCGGACAGCCUGCAGUAUAUUUGAGUCACAAUAUUUCUCCUGGAGCCACAACCUUUAGACCUAAGAAAUAUAGCUGCGAAGCGGCCGAGAAGUUUAAGUUGUGGAAAGAAAAAUACAACAAUUACUUCAUAAUCUCGCGCCUAGAGAAUGAGAAUCCUGCGUUGGCAAUGUUCAAGCACUCAGUUGGAGAUGAAGGCUUAAAAGUUAUCAAAACAUUUGGAUGCAACGAACACGAGAAUUCAAGCGACUGGAAAGUGGUAAUGGCAAAAGUCGAAGCCCAUUGUAUUGGAGAAGUUAACGAGACAUUCGUGCGAUAUGUGUUUAACAACUGAAACAAACUACAAGGCGAAUCAAUCGAUAGCUACAUUGCUGAGCUAAAGACAUUGGCGAAGACAUGUAAUUUUUGCAACUGUUUACGAGAUAACCUCAUACGGGAUCGUGUUGUUCUCGGGUUUAAAAAUGAACAAACAACGAAAAAGCUGCUUAGAACUUCAUCAGCACUUUGUUUUGAAAGAAAACGGAAGUGGUAGACAAGCAUGCUGGAGUUUUUAACGACGAUUUGGGAAGAUUGCCAUGAAUAGACCCAAAUCACAAACCAGUCGUACUACCAGCACAGAAAAUCCCCGUGUCAGUGAGAGACCGAUUUAAAGUCGAGCUACAACGAUUAGAGAGACUGGGAGUCAUCACACCUGUUGAAGAACCGACCGAGUGGGUGAGUCAAAUUGUCGUUGCUACGAAGAAGUCUGGUGCAUUGCGCGUAUACAUAGAUCCAAAGCCACUGAACGAAGCCCUGAAGAGAGAGCGGUAUCAAAUUCCUGUCAUAGAUGAUUUACUACCUGAUUUGUCAGAGGCUCGUGUAUUUUCCAAGGUUGACCUGGCAUCCGUAUUUUGGCAUCUAUAA
This is a messenger RNA of Paramuricea clavata, 926 nucleotides long. Lineage: Eukaryota; Metazoa; Cnidaria; Anthozoa; Malacalcyonacea; Plexauridae. The record is from the annotation of a GenBank genome assembly.